Messenger RNA from Phyllopteryx taeniolatus (common seadragon), 2875 nucleotides. RefSeq names its product cell surface glycoprotein CD200 receptor 1-A. Gene Ontology annotation, molecular function: signaling receptor activity. Gene Ontology annotation, biological process: regulation of neuroinflammatory response. The transcript has 6 exons. The coding region runs from base 1132 to 1860 and encodes 242 amino acids. The record is from RefSeq and is a predicted model, not a curated record. Lineage: Eukaryota; Metazoa; Chordata; Actinopteri; Syngnathiformes; Syngnathidae.
GGGUACAAAUCAAAGACUUUGUGAAGACAAAUUCUGUCUUUACAUCUACACAGUAAUAAUGAUGGACUGACAUAGUCACAGAGUUAUUCAUUUGACAUGAGUUGUUUGUUUAUUAUUAUUUUAUUUUAUUACACCCGCGACCCUAGUGUGGAUAAGCGGUAAAGAAAAUUGAUGGAUUAUUCAUAUUAUUAUUAUUAUAUUAACAAUUUAUUUUUGUAACAUCAUAAUGUAUAGUUUAUUUUAUCAUUUGUUUUAUUUUUUAACUGCCCAAGAGGUGUUUAUUUUCUAAUAGGAUUAUUCAUAUAUAUAUUUGUAUUACUACAUUUUAGUAUCAUUAGAUUUUUUUAUUUAGUUGUUUGUAAUGUAUUUUAUUACUUUCACUCUUGGUAAACGUUUUUUUUUUUACAGCGGCAAAGAGGUCGUUUUUUUUUUUCAUUCGUUUCUAUUUCAUCGUUCACCAUUUAUUCUUGCACGCUCAGCGAUGUAUGAAUAGAACAAAUAAAAUGAGCAUUUUAGAUUUCAUAUGAUUCAGUCAUAUGUUUGCCAGAGAGGCACUGUAUAAAUUUACUUAUCUGAUUAGUGUUUUAUAUUAUUGUAUUAUUAUUUCUAAAAACAAAUGCGUGGUUUGCAGUUUUAUUUUCCAAGUAUUUAUUUUGUUUACCAACAUGAUUUGUUUCGUAUUUCUUAUAUUUAUGUGCCAGAAAUGUAGUAACUUACCAAUAGCACUCUUCUCUACUGACAUGCUUUUUUUUCGUAUUCAUUUAUUUAUUUUUAAAAUCAUUUAUUCGCACGGUCAGAGAGGUAUUGAUUCAACCUCGUUUAUGAUAGUAGUGUAUAAUAAGUGCACUGAAAUUAGAUGGUGUCUGUGCCUCAGUGUAGUUAUGAGUCAGAAUGUUGACAGUCAGUGGAAAGAAGGGUGAAGGAGGUGUCGGCAAUGCAAGAAGUUCCAGUGAAGAACCUGGCUGAUGAUUGUCCUUUUUUUCUGAAUGAGUAAGCAGUGAGUUUUAUACAGACUUCCAAUGAAGUCCUUCAAUGAUGGACUGACUUGGCCUAAUAUUAGUGAUCUACUUAUCUUUCAACGCGGGCAGCGAAGUCGAGCUGAACUGCAGCAGCUCGUCAUGGAGAAAUUUGAUGUACAUCAUCUGGAGCGUGGACCUGGUGGGACAAAAACAGUGUAAGGUGGGCAGCAGCAGCCAGAUCGCAGGCGGAGGGUUGGACACCUGCGGAGACGGCAAGUCGCUGCGCAACGCCUCGGAGGCCUGCUACUACCUGCACAUCCCCGACUUCUCCGAGCGCGACGUGGGCUUGUACAAGUGCGAAAUGGCUUUCGUUGGAGGAACCCGGACUUGUAACAUCAGCGUGUCAAUCACAGUUCCUCCCCGUAUCUCCUCCUGGUUGGAAUCGAGGGACGACAACAGCACGGUGGCCGUGUGCAAAGCCGAGGGAGGAAAGCCGGCCGCCGCCGUCACGUGGCGCCACGCCGGGAACUCGUCUUCCGUGGAGACGCAGCGGAGUUCCGGUGGACUGUUCUCCGUGGAAAGCCGCCUAAAACUACCCGAGGGCACCAAGAACGCUGAGAACGUGACGUGCGUCAUCAAGCAUCCGUUCUGGCGAGCGGAGAAGAUGUUGGUACCAAAGCACGGAAAAGGUUUUCCUUACACCACGGUGUUCAUUCUUAUAGUUUUCGCAGUCCCAAUGGUUCUGGCUGCAUUAUUCUUUAUAUAUCAGAAGCAAAUCAUGCUCAGACGCUGCCCACUCGCCGACUGCUCUCCAUCCGUAUCAGAGCCUAAAGAGGAUGUAGAGGAAGUGGAGCCUUAUGCCAGCUACGUUCAACGUGUCAACUCCAUCUAUAACUCAUGAUGUGGAGGAAACAAACAAACAAAAACGCAGCACUUGCCCAGUGCGUGAAGCCCAAUACUCUUGUGCUAUGUUAACAACUAGAAAUGCAGUUGGGUAAAAGCACAUCAUGCUUUUACUAUAGAAUACAUUGGAUGCGGUUAUGUUUGACAUAAAGUACACGGUAUGGAACAUUUCUAUUCUGUCCUAAACUGUAUGUUUAGACACACUUUAGGUUGGUUGACAACACUAAAACGUUUGUACAGGGUGUUUGGAAAGCCACUGCGCACUUUGGAUAACAGUGUUCUUUAAUUGAAACACUUCUGUUAAUAAAAAAAAUGUAUCCUGUAUUUGUAGGAACUUUCCAAACACUAAGUUUUGCAGGUGCAGCCAAUGUAUUGCGACAUUAUAGAAAGAAGCGAAAAUUUGAUUUUUGUCACAAGAUACAUCAGCACGCCACCUGCACUUCCUGUUUUCAGCAAGUGCAAAGUCACUGUGCGUAUGUGUGAAGAAAUCAUCGGCAAGUCCACUUUCCUUUGACUCAUCAACUUUUGUCUUGCUUGCUAAGGCCUGGAGGUAAACCACAGUCAAUGCUGUCUUCCAUCCGUCCAUCCAUCCAUCCAUCCAUCCAGCUAAAGUAGCGAGCCAUCUAUCUUUUUUCCCCCACCAGACGGCGCUGUUAAAAAGCACUGAUCUUCUUCAGAGUCUUUUGGAAAAGACUAUAAAGCCUUCUGUAUUAAUGGUCUCAGGCAUACGCACAACAUGAACCAAUUAUAGCCCACAUUGGUUCUUAUUAAUAUUUGUUUGAUGACAAAGGAUUAGUGAGGACAAAGCAAGCAAAUGUGCGCACAUCGGGCUCACAUGGACAUCACAGAGGCAGACAUCAUGUUUUUUUUUUUUAUCAGUGCAUUCAUUGGCUGAGAAUAGAGAAAGUCAUCAAUAUACAUGAGCGCUCCCAUAUGUUGAAUGUGAAGUAUGCACUGCAUGUGUGCAAAAAAACUGUGAGCUUUCCGAAUAAAAUUGUUCCGAACAGAGUCAA